GCAAAUUUAUCUCGAAUUUAUUCAAGGCGUACCUGCCGAUCGUGGUGGCAGUGCAAUCGAAGACCUAGUCGUACCUCGAGCUGUUGCUCCUCCUCGAACAUUGGCUAUCGGAGUUGAACAAUGGACGGAGGGUUUGGAUUCGUCUAACAUGCUCUUAGCUCUCGACGAAUUUUUUCGGCGGAAGACAGUUAGAGAACUAUCGAUCGAGAAUGGACUUAACACCAAACUAUUUGUCACUGCCUAUAGAUCGUUCCGUGAAUACUGUCUCAAUGAAAAGGGUGGCGUUGAACCGGCGUUGUUAGUGCUCUUCCACGAUAUCAUUAAGGAAGGCCAUGAUGUUGAAAGGCUUUUCCCUUACUUUCUGGCACAUGCUCGAAAAGUUUUCCCACACUUGGAAGCAAUGGAUGACUUGAGAAUGAUUUCGGAUCUAACGCAGCCUCAUAAUUGGUACCCUGAUGCUCGUACAGUUCAACGGAAAAUAAUCUUUCACGCAGGACCUACGAAUUCCGGGAAGACCUACCAUGCUUUAAAGAGGUUCGGAGAAGCAAAAAGCGGUAUUUAUUGUGGACCACUAAAGCUUCUGGCUGCGGAGGUAUUCACUCGCAGCAAUGAGCUAGGCGUUAAAUGCGACCUGGUCACAGGAGAGGAAAGGAGGCAGGUUUCAAAUGUCGUGUAUGCUGUUGACAAUUUUCAUCCAAGUGCGCAUAUUUCUUCAACUGUUGAGAUGUUAUCAACCCAGAUGAGAGUGGAGGUGGCUGUUAUCGACGAAAUCCAGAUGUUACGAGAUGAACAACGUGGAUGGGCUUGGACAAGGGCAUUACUAGGUGUAGCAGCUGAUGAGGUACAUUUGUGCGGCGAACUGGCAGCUGUUAACAUUGUGAAAAAGUUGGUUGAGCCGAUUGGAGAGCAUGUAGAGGUACGGUAUUAUGAGAGGAAAAGUGCGUUAACCAUAGCAAAUCAAGGAUUGGGGUCCUUGGAUAAUGUCCAACCUGGCGACUGUAUUGUGUGUUUUAGUCGUAAAACUAUCUACAGCAUCACAAGGAGUUUAGAAAAAUUAGGUAUUAAGCCUGCGGUAAUCUACGGUGACCUCCCACCAGGUACUAAACUUGCCCAAGCGUCAAAAUUUAACGAUCCUAAUGACCCAUGUAAUGUUCUGGUUGCUACAGAUGCAAUAGGUAUGGGUCUCAAUUUAAACAUUCGACGUAUAAUUUUAUCAUCUUGCACCAGACAAGGCGAGUUGUUGCCGAACUAUUCAGCUCUCCAAAUUGUUGGGAGAGCUGGGAGAUUUGGUACAUCAUUCUCCGAUGGAAUCGCAACAACUUUGCGUAACGAAGAUAUUGGAACCCUCCGCGAAAUACUGAGCAAACCGGUUGAACCAAUUGAAGUGGUCGGCAUCGCUCCAACAUUUGAACAAAUUGAAACUUUUUCGUUCCAUCUUCCACAAGCAUCAUUCGUUCAUCUGCUGGAUUUAUUUGUUUCUGUUUGUUCAAUAUCUGACCAGUUCUUCAUUUGCACUGUGGACCAUAUGAGGACGCUUGCUGAUCUUAUAGACUACAUACCUCUUCCUCUUAAGGUGCGGUAUACAUUUUGUAUCUCUCCAAUUAAUGUCGAAAGUAAGCUUACCUCGUCAGCAUUCGUAAAAAUGGUAAGAAGAUUUUCCUCGGGCCAAUGUCUCACAUAUGACUGGAUGCUGGAUAUGUUGAACUGGGAGUCCCUUGGUCAACCAGAGAACCUACAGCAGCUGGAAAAUCUUGAGAAGGUUUACGAGGUUCUUGACGCAUAUUUAUGGCUUUCACUGCGAUUUCCCGAUAUGCUUCCGGACGAAUUAGCUAUACGCGAUUCAUGUCGGAAACUGGAUGCAAUUCUCCAGAUAUCAGUUGAGAACAUACUUGAAAUACUGGAAAAUUCAGCAGUUGGAGAUGCUCGGAAGGUGGGAUCUAUUCUGAAGAAGAUGCGUGAACGUGCGCAAACGGAAAAAGAAAAGGAAGAGUACGAGAAAAGUUUGAACCAAGAACUCCGGUUACCAGAUAAAAGGAAAGGGCUUAAGAAGUGGGCUGUUCUACCGUGA
This is a messenger RNA of Angiostrongylus costaricensis, 2068 nucleotides long. Lineage: Eukaryota; Metazoa; Nematoda; Chromadorea; Rhabditida; Metastrongylidae. The record is from the annotation of a GenBank genome assembly.